AUGCACUCAAACAAUAAGGUGAAGAAGCCUCGCAGGAAGCCGAAACCAGCUGUGUCUGAAGUUUCAGCCGUAUUCACGCCUCCAACAACGCCACUCAGCACCGUUUCAACAACAUCCUCACAAAGUCCUUCUCCCAUUUCCAUACAAUCGCUUCUCCUGAUUCCAUUGGCGGGCCAUUUGGUUUCAGAUGAAGUAUUAGAUGUGGUGUCUCCGAGAAUCAUCAGCACUCCAAGAAUUCCUGCGGUAUACAGUCUUAAUAGCCCGUCAAAAUUGAUGGGCAUCUCACCGUUUGAGUAUGGGAUUCUUCACCACUUUGAAACUUGGGCGAAGGCCAAGACCAUAUUGUCUAAUGAAGCUCGUCUUCGGUUUGCAUGGGAAAAAGUGAUUCCCAGAUACUUGCUUGAACUGGAUAUUUUGAAAAUUUCGGUUUUCGCUUACUCAAGUAUGUUACUUUUACAAAAGCAUAAUCCUCAGUAUUUGCUAGGGGAAACCUCAUACUCAUCUAGUUUCAAUGAUGAACUGUUAACACUAUACGAGUUUGCAUUCACUAAUUUUGAGUCACAAAUCAAGCAAAUCAACAAGUUAAACAAUAAGAUCAAAGCUGGUGAACCUAUCAAUGAGUUAGAGGCAAUAUCAUUUGUCAUGGGCGCAACAAUAUUAAUGAGAGUAUUUGGAAGACAUUCACGAAGAACUAUGCCAUUGAUUUCGUUUGAUAGAUCGCAGCAAGACUUCCAAAGCUUGUGUCUGGAAAUGCGCAGAAGUCUCACUAUAUGUUGGCCAAUCUUAGAAAGAGAACAACAAGCAGCAUUGGUCCCAUUACAAGUGAAAAACAUAGACUGUCCAUUGUCACCUAUAAUCCGUCAACUACUAGAUGACUUGGACGCGCUGCCUCCAGAGCUACUCAAAGGUAAAAGAGAUCAUGAGGAAAUAAAUAUCAAGCUUGCCUUGCGAGAUGCUAUUCUCAUACUAAAUGCUCAAGUUCAGCAAUGUGUGGAGUUAUCAUCGGAGGUUCCUAUUCACCGCUUCCAGCAUCUUACCGAGGAGUCGUUCUGGUGUCAAGUGUACAAUGAAAACUACUUUGCUCUUAGAAUAUUGAAUUUGUAUUGCGCCCAUUUGUUGCUUCUCCAAUAUUACUUUGUGAGGGAACGUAAUAUGUGGAUCGAUUUCAUGAAAUGGUUUCAACAAGAUAACGUAUUCAAAUUUGGAGGGUUCUUCUAUGAUGGAGAUCAGAAGUUGUACGAAAAAGUGGUUCUUAACGGAUACACAGCAGGGUGUCGUGACUUGUGGAAGAUUCAUAUAGAUUGA
Molecule: messenger RNA, 1305 nt
Organism: Diutina rugosa
Lineage: Eukaryota; Fungi; Ascomycota; Pichiomycetes; Serinales; Debaryomycetaceae
Exons: 1
Coding region: 1-1305 (434 amino acids)
Source: RefSeq, a predicted model, not a curated record